Molecule: messenger RNA, 810 nt
Organism: Aspergillus aculeatus ATCC 16872
Lineage: Eukaryota; Fungi; Ascomycota; Eurotiomycetes; Eurotiales; Aspergillaceae
Product: alpha/beta hydrolase
Exons: 2
Coding region: 1-810 (269 amino acids)
Source: RefSeq, a predicted model, not a curated record
AUGACUGCCAACGCAAAACCUAUCUUCGUCUUCGUGCCUGGUGCAUGGCACGACCCGGAUACCUUCGACAACAUCCGUGACCUCUUACAGAAGCGAGGGCACGACACUGACGCCGUCGCCAACCAGUCGGUCGGCGCAGCCGAUCCCUCCGUUGGCCUCCACGCCGACAUCGCUCACACAAAGCGUGCCCUCCAAGCGCUGGCCGACCAAGGGCGCUCAAUCGUGGUGGUCGCGCACUCAUACGGCGGGAUUGUCGCCGCCGGCGCAGUCGAGGGGCUCGGGUAUACGUCGCGGGCCCGCGCAGGCCAGCACGGCGGGGUGAUCCAGGUAGUGUGGAUGGCGGCCUUCGUCACGCCCAAGGGCAAGUCGCUCCUCGACAUGCUGGGAGGGAACUGGUUGCCCUGGAUGUCGUUCACGACCCCCGACGACGGAUACGUCUACACCACCCAGCCCGAGAGGAUCUUCUACCACGAUCUGACCCCCGACGCCCAGCGCCACGCCAUCGCCAACCUGCACCGCCAUCCCAGGCCCUCCUUCCUCGAGCCGGCCGUCCACGAACCCUGGCGCGAGAUCCCCGCCUUCUACCUCUUCUGCGACCAAGACCAGGCGCUGCCCCUGGCCGCGCAAGAGGCCUUCGCCCACACCCUGGGCAACCCCGGCCGCUAUCACGUGGACGCAUCGCACUCGGCGUUUUUGAGUGUGCCGGAGCAUGUGGCCGACGGGCUGGUGCUGGCGCUGCAAGAGGGGUUAGAGAAGACCGGUGCUGGCGCUGGUGCCUCUAGUGGGACUAACCGCGUUAGUCAGUUAUAA